AUGGGAUGCUCAAAAAUAUUUUCUGGUUUGCCUGAAAUAACAAGUGAAAUUAUACAGUAUCUUCAGAAUGAUUUUUCAACGUUACAUUCAUGUAUUCUAGUUAAUAGAUUAUGGUGUCGUCUAGCAAUUCCUUUAUUGUGGGAAGACCCGUUUUCGAAAAAUUGUCCUAAAAACUAUUACUUUAUUGACAUUUACUUGAAUAAAUUAAAUGAAGAUGAUAAAAUAAAAUUGAAUGAAUAUGGAAUCAUAUUUCCUUCGAGUACACUAUUUAAUUAUCCUAGUUUUAUUAAAUGUUUAAGUACACGAACCUUUAGUUGUUCUAUUUCAAACUGGAUUGAUAAUGCAAGGGAUUCAAAAUUUAACAAAGAUUUUAAAUUGUCAAAAUUUAUUUUCUUGUCAUUAAUCAAAAUAUUCAUCAAAAAUGAAGCUAAUUUACAUACUUUUGAAAUUUCAACUACUUUAGGAAUGAUUGAUGGUGAUUCUUUCAAAUCUUUCUUACAAUUAAUUCUACAAAAUCCAAAUUUCAUUUUUAAUAUUAAAAGUUUACGUAUGAAUUAUAGUAAUAAUUUAUUAUCAUUUCAAGAUUUUCACAAAAUAUUCAAUUCUCAACAAAAUCUCAAAACAAUUUUUUUUGAUUAUAGUAGUUAUCCUUUAACAAGUUUAAAAUAUUCUAAUUGUUCUAAUACCUUAAAAAUAAUUAUAUUUCAUAAAGUUUAUUUAAAUAAUUGGGAAGUUAAUUUUAAUGAAGUAUUUGAACAACUAAAUGUUUUAGAUUCAAUUCAUAUUCUUUAUUGUUAUCCUUUAAAUUCUGCUUUUAUUCAACAAAUUAUUAAUCUAACUAAACCAUUUAAACUAAAAUCUUUAUUUAUGGAUGAAGGCCCUGUAUCACAAAUUGAGUCAUUAGAAUUAUUAUUACAAAAAUUUGGUAAUUACUUGGAAAAUAUUGGAUUUGAAUCUUCAAUAGAUCAUGAAUUUAAAUUUCAAUUAUUUAAUUUAGCAAAAAUCUAUUGUAAUAAAAUCAAAUUUCUAGAAAUACUUGAAUUUGAUGAUCAAAAUAUUUAUUCAUCAUUUAAUUUAAUGAAAAAUAUUCAACAUAAUCUUAAUUAUCUUUCUAUCAAUUUUUGUCAAUUUGGUUGUUAUCAAUUAAGUUAUGAUGAUAAACUUAGUUCAAUUGUAUUACAAAAUUUAGGACAGAUUCUACCUUAUAGAUUAGAAUAUUUAAGUUUGGCUCUUAAAUUCAAUAUAAAUGAUUUGGAAGUAUUUUUUAAGAAUUCUAAAAAUACUUUUAUUAAGAAAUUAUUAAUCAGGAAUAAGAUGUAUCAAGAAAGUGAAGAAAUAUUACCAUGUAUUAAAAAAUAUGCCAUGAAAGAAAAAAGGAUCGCAAAUUUAGCUAUAGAAAGUCUUCUUUAUUACUCUAAUAAUGUAAGGAAAGAACUGUUUCAUUUAAAAGAUGAAGUAGAAGAGUUUAAAUUUUAUGAUAUUCAAGUUACAAGUUAUGAUAAUUUAUGUAUUAAAGUUCAUGAUUUUAUAAAUAAAUUGUAUUACUAA
Messenger RNA from Rhizophagus irregularis DAOM 181602=DAOM 197198, 1548 nucleotides. RefSeq lists its product as uncharacterized. The record is from RefSeq and is a predicted model, not a curated record. NCBI's taxonomy places the organism in Eukaryota, Fungi, Glomeromycota, Glomeromycetes, Glomerales, Glomeraceae.